Messenger RNA from Acanthosepion pharaonis, 2325 nucleotides. NCBI's taxonomy places the organism in Eukaryota, Metazoa, Mollusca, Cephalopoda, Sepiida, Sepiidae. The record is from the annotation of a GenBank genome assembly.
AUGAGUGUGCAGUAUCUAUGUGAUAUCUAUACAAUUUCUUCAUUUUGCUUGAAUGUCAUGGCUUCUUCAAAGAAAAAAAAGAGUGGUAACACAAGACAAAAAGUUAAUCCUGACAAAACAGCUUUCCAUGCAGUACUACAAGUGGAGUAUAAAAAUUUACCUGAAAGUUCCUGGAAAUCUGAAUUUGGUGAAUUAAAGGAAAUAAAAAGCCUGAAUCCUCUCUGUCAACUUUUUAGAGAUCCAAAAGAAGUGAAGAAAUUGAAAGUAGAAGAUAUCAAACAAGUCAUUGAGCCCAUCGCUGAUAAAGAAAGUCUGGAUGAGCUGAUGAAAUCAGAAUGCAUUCUUCAUAGAGCUUGCUUUGCACCUUUUGAAGUUUUUGAAUAUUUAAUUAGUCUUGAAAUUGACCCAAAGCCACUUGAUGAAAUUAAGCAAACUCCAUUACACUUUGCUGCCUAUCUAAAUAAAGAAAAAAUCAUAAAACUAUUACUGAGUAUUGAAACAUCAGAAAAAUGUUAUGAUGGCAAUGAAAUAACAGUUAAUAAACAUACUCCAGUACAUUAUGCCAUCUUCUCAGAAAAUGCUGAAAUAUUAAAAAUCCUGCAAAACCAUGGAUGUAAAAUGCAAGAGAUGGAUCGGGAAAAUCGAACUCCUCUAAAAUUAGCUAUUCAUUUUGAAAAACCAGCAGCUGUAAAAUUUCUACUGGAUUGUGAUGGUCAUAACUUAGAUUACACGACAAUGUUGAAACUGCUAUGUAAAUUUCCCAGCAUAGUAGCUUUAAAAUUAUGUGAAGAUCCUUUUUGUACAGUUGACAAUAUGAAAGGAACAAUUAAAUAUAAUUUCUCCAAACUUUUUCCAGAAAAAGAACGUGAGAAAACAAAAUUUUUGCCAACACCUCUGUUAAUUGUUGUCAUAAAUAAACUAUUAUGUGUUGUUGAAACUGAUACCUUUCAAGAGUAUAUCAAUAUACAGUGGAAAGAAUUUGGCAGGAAGUUUGCAUUUGGCAACUUUUUGUUGUUUCUACUGCAUGUAGUUUUAUGGACAACUCUGGGAAUAUUUGACUCUGAUACUACAAAUAAUACCUUGCAUGUCUCAUUUUUGGUAGCUGCAGUCAUUGGAACUAUUCUUUACAUGAUUUUUGAGUGGAAACAACAUAGUGCAAGUGACCAAUAUUCUACGUUACUGGAAACUUUCAGCUAUCAUGAGUUUGAUAAACCUGAAGAUAAUUUAUUUUAUCAUGAGAAAACAAAAACCUUGAUUAGUAAAAUGAAUCCAAAAGGAUUUAGUUAUUUCAACCAGAAAUGGAAUUUUAUUGACAUUGUCAGUAUAAUAAUCCAGUGGGUGACUGUUGUAAUCGAAAUAAUGGCAUUAAACAAUGUUGCAUAUAGCAUUUCUAUACGCAACUAUAUUAUGUGUGCAAACCUCACCUUGCUAUGGAUUUGCUUGCUGAAAACGUUACGCCCUUUUACAUCCACAGGAACUUUAGUAAUUAGCUUGUCCAAUGUUGUGGAGAAAGAUCUUUUCAGAUUUUCAAUAAUGUUCUUGAUAUUUCUGCUGCCAAUGUCCUUCAAUUUCUGGAUAACUUUUGGAGGGAAAAAAAUAAUAAAUAAUCAAACUAUAGCUGUCGAUUACUAUGAUGCGUUUCCUACUGUCUUUUUCUCAGUACUAAGAAUGGCUGUUGUUGAUGAGUAUGAUUAUGAUAACAUGAAAAAAAUUGAACCAUUAUUCACAGAAAUUCUAAUUACUUUUUGGCUUGCAGUAUCAGCCAUUCUUUUAGUCAACCUUUUCAUUGCUCUACUCACAGAUACAUUUCAAAGAGUCUAUGAUAAUACUAACAUCACUAUCGCCAUGGAAAAAGCUCGACAUCUUUUGGGUGCAUGGCAUACCAUAGAGCAACAUGAUAAAUUUGCGAAGAUGUUCAUCAUAUCCAAAAAACAGUUUCUUGAAAAAUAUGAAAAAGAAAAUUCACUUACAUACAGCCAGGAUGAUUUCAUAGGAUAUAGAAAAUUCCAGAAUAUUUCAAAAAAUACCAAGGAUACAUCUAAGGAGGAAGACAGCCUGAAGGAAUACUUCCAUAUUCAUGAAAAUGUAUUGAAGGAUACUUUCUAUUUGAAAGAUGUUAUAAAAAAGAUCCUGAAGAAAUGUAAAACAGCUAAGUCAAGAGAAAAAGAAGACUUUCAGUUAGAUUCACAAAAAUCUGCAGCAAAAAAAUCAGUUUUGGAACAAAAUAUUGACAUUAUGAAAGAGGAUUUGAAAACACUUCUCCAGCACCUAAAAAAUAAAGACUCAAGGUCUCAGGAAACAACACCAUCAACUUCUAUUUCCUAA